Molecule: messenger RNA, 1485 nt
Organism: Talaromyces stipitatus ATCC 10500
Lineage: Eukaryota; Fungi; Ascomycota; Eurotiomycetes; Eurotiales; Trichocomaceae
Product: transposon, putative
Exons: 2
Coding region: 1-1485 (494 amino acids)
Cellular component (GO): nucleus
Molecular function (GO): DNA binding
Source: RefSeq, a predicted model, not a curated record
AUGCCACCAAUUCGCAAGAAAAACCAGAAAAAUUUAGAAGAGCAAGAGGGACGAAUCUUGCUAGCAAUUUCCGAUUUAAAAAAUGGCCGAAUUCUACGUGUGGCUCAAGCUGCAAGGAUUUACAAUAUCCCCCGUAUGACACUACAAGACAGGCUUAACGGCACUCAACAAAGAUCUCUUGUACGCGCCAACCACCAUAAAUUGACUCAAUCUGAGGAGAAUUCGCUUGUUAAAUGGAUUCUUGAUCUAGAUCGACGUGGAUUACCUCCCCGGCACUCUCUCGUACGAGAUAUGGUCAAUUAUCUUCUUUUACAACAUGGCAAACUACAAGUUGGAAAAAAUUGGGUAACCAAUCUGAUUAAACGCCGUCCGGAGAUUGAUUCCAAGUUUGCAAGGAAAUAUAAUUAUGAACGUGCUAAAUGCGAAGAUCCAAAGAUCAUUCAAGAUCAUUUUAAUCGCGUACGAGAUGCUAUAUCUGAGUAUGGAAUUCUACCAGAAGAUAUCUACAAUUUUGAUGAGACUGGAUUUGCUAUGGGACUCUGCGCAACUGCAAAAGUUAUUACUGGAAGCGAUCGAUAUGCUCGGCCAAAGCUUUUACAACCUGGAAAUCGAGAAUGGGUGACUGCAAUUGAGGCAACAAAUUCAACUGGUUGGGCUAUUCCUUCGUACAUUAUUUUCAAAGCAAAGAAAAACGUACGAUUAGCCUGGUUUGAUGAACUGCCAAGCGAUUGGAGAAUCAAUAUUAGCGAAAAUGGCUGGACUACAGAUCAGAUAGGAUUAGAAUGGCUUAAAACCCAUUUUAUUCCUUAUAUUAAUGGCCGGUCAAUGGGAAAUUAUCGAAUGUUGAUUCUUGAUGGACAUGGAAGCCAUUUAACACCAGAAUUUGAUCAUAUAUGCACUGAGAAUAAGAUUAUUCCAAUUUGCAUGCCACCGCAUUCUUCGCAUCUAUUACAACCUCUUGAUGUUGGCUGUUUUGCAGUUUUAAAGCGACAUUAUGGGCAGCUUGUUGAGCAACGAAUGAGGCUUGGAUUCAACCAUAUCGACAAAAUGGACUUUUUAACGGCAUUUCCACAGGCUCGUACGGCAGCAUAUAAAGCUCAAACUAUUCAGAAUAGCUUCGCAGCCACCGGAUUAAAUCAAGAAAUCAACCAAGCAGUUAUACGGUUAUCAAAAGCCUAUGAAAUAUUAGCGAAUGAUGUUUUACUUACACGGAAAGAAAACUAUGAUUUACGAGCUGCGCAUGAAAAAGAGAAGCAGAAACGCCAAAAAUCUAAGAAACAGAUAUCUAUUGAGCAUGGGAUUACUAGUGAAGAAGCUCAAGCGCUCGUACAAGGUCAGGUUGAGGCAUCUCAAGCUGUUACUACUACUCCGGCUGAGCCAGAGCUCCCGGCUUCUCAAGCAGUUGUACGCCGCCAAUUUCGCUGCAGUGGUUGUGGCGUUGAAGGGCAUAAAAUAAACCGAUGUCCUAGUCGUACUAGUAGUUAG